Molecule: messenger RNA, 2869 nt
Organism: Xenopus laevis (African clawed frog)
Lineage: Eukaryota; Metazoa; Chordata; Amphibia; Anura; Pipidae
Gene: bckdk.S
Product: branched chain ketoacid dehydrogenase kinase S homeolog
Exons: 15
Coding region: 346-1587 (413 amino acids)
Biological process (GO): regulation of glucose metabolic process
Cellular component (GO): mitochondrion; mitochondrial matrix
Molecular function (GO): kinase activity; protein kinase activity; transferase activity, transferring phosphorus-containing groups
Source: RefSeq, a predicted model, not a curated record
CAUGCGCAGUGGGAGUGACGUAGCAAACAGGCCUUAGGCAAGGCAGACGGUUGGCAGGUGAGUGGAGAUUGGGGUUGAAGGUCGGUCGCUUUAUACCAGUGUGUGAGACUGGAGUCCUGCCUGUGUGUGUAGCUGUAUCACUGCUGCGGCCUAACACUGCAUCGGCAGACUGGUAGCCUCUGUUUUCUGCGCUUAUGGGUUUCAGGAACUUGGAGAUGGCACCUUGCCCACAAGCCUCUUCCUUCUGCGACCUGAGCUAUUCGACAGUUAUGAAGUAAUUGUGCAAAGGCUGAGGCAACUUGCUGCUGAACAUUUCUGGAUCUGGGAUCACUUGCCUGGUCAGAGAUGUUCCGGAAGACCCUGUUGGAUUUGGCGGGCCGGGGGGCUCUAAAGCCCCUUCCAGUUACUUUAUCACUCCUGCCCAUUCGUUCUCGCUCCACCUCUGCCACAGACCACCACCAUACUGAACUGGCCAGGGAGCGCUCCAAAACUGUCACCUCUUUCUACAACCAAUCCGGCAUUGAUAUUUCAGCAGAGAAGGCCUCUGUCCGGCUCACUCCAACUACUAUGCUUUACUCGGGAAGGUCUCAGGAUGGCAGCCAUAUUCUGAAAAGUGCUCGCUACUUGCACAAGGAGCUCCCGGUCCGGAUUUCCCAUCGCAUCAAAGGCUUCCGCAGUCUCCCGUUUAUCAUCGGCUGCAAUCCAACAAUCCUGCAUGUGCACGAGUUGUACAUCCGAGCCUUCCAGAAGCUGAGCGAGUUCCCCCCGAUCUCUGACCAUGAGACGGAGAGUCAGUACUGUAAGCUCCUGAGGCAGCUGCUCGAUGAUCACAAGGACGUGGUGACUCAAUUGGCGGAGGGGUUAAGAGAAAGCCGGAAACACAUCCAGGAUGAGAAAGUCAUCAGUUAUUUCCUGGAUAAGACUUUAACCUCACGCCUGGGCAUCCGAAUGUUGGCAACACACCACCUGGCUCUGCACGAAGAACGGCCAGACUUUGUUGGCAUUAUCUGUACCCGCCUGUGGCCUAAGAAGAUCAUUGAGAAAUGGGUGGACUUUGCCAGGCGUCUGUGUGAACACAAGUAUGGAAAUGCCCCCCGAGUUCGCAUUAAUGGCCAUGUUGCUGCUCGAUUCCCUUUCAUCCCCAUGCCACUGGAUUACAUUCUACCGGAGCUCCUCAAAAACUCUAUGCGGGCCACCAUGGAAAGUCACAUUGACACUCCCUACAACGUCCCAGACAUUUCAAUUACCAUCGCUAAUAACGACAUUGACUUCAUAAUCAGGAUCUCAGACCGAGGAGGUGGGAUCCCACACGAUCACUUGGAACGGGUAAUGGAUUACCACUUUACCACUGCAGAGACCAGCACUCAGGAUCCCCGCAUCAACCCCAUUUUUGGAAACAUGGUGGACAUGGUGAACAGCGGCCAGUCGGGCCCUAUGCACGGUUUUGGCUUUGGCCUCCCCACGUCCCGGGCAUACGCGGAGUAUCUGGGCGGAUCCCUGUGCAUCCAGUCUCUCCAAGGCAUUGGCACGGACGUCUACCUGCGGCUCAAGCACAUCGAUGGCAGAGAAGAAAGCUUCCGCAUCUGAGGAUCUGCCUUUUGCUGCUGCCAGAAGAAACCGCACCAAUGUUGCCUCCCUAGUGGCUCUUGGGAAUUUAUUAACGGUUUCUUUGCUUUCCCUGCUAGAGAAUUCCAUUCCCCCAACCACCACCAUGUUCCUUGACAUUAGCCUCCAUUGCUAAGGCUCUUCCCCUCCUGCCUGAUAAUCUCUUGGCAUCUGACUGGUCUCAUCCACGUGACCGGCAUGACUGAAGCAGCCAACCCUCCGCUCUGAUCUGGGCAAGUGUCUGUUACUGAAACCCGUCUUUUUAUUGCAGUAAAGAGGCUCCGGAUAGAGCCAUCAAUUUUAGACUUGAAACUUGUAUUGAUCAAUCAAUCCUCAUGUUCUCAACCAAUGACAUGCGUGGAAUAAUGCGCCUCCAACUGCCAACUACAAUUAUUUACCCUUCUGUCUGAGAUUUUCUGGCCUAGAGAAGGUCAUGGCUUUAGCUGAGCUUGUUACAGACCUGCUGGAAUACUGCCCUUGUCAUGAUAAAUACAUUACUGGGACAUCGGCUCAGAGAAGCCCCUCCCUACCCUGCUCUACAACUGUCUGUUAUCCCCGACUUGUUUGUGUGAUCCAACCUUAUAUAAUGUGUUUAUUGAUUGAUGAUUGCAGUAUGACCUCAGGAACACUACAAAUAUAUAUAUCUGUCACAGCCAGACGGAAGCUGGAAUUAUUGUGUCUGUAUUGGGGUAACACCCUGCAAAUACCACUUCUACCACCAGCUGCUGCUUUAAAGCUUGAAACCCAAGGAGAUAGAAAAACCUUCCUCUUUAACCCUUUAAAUGCCGCCUUGACUUGCAACAGCAGGAGCAAAGGACCUUGGCACAGAAACAGUUAAGCAUAGUUGUUUCAGCAGAUAAAUUAUUUCACCAAAAAGAAGCAGAAUCCAAGAAACACAUUAUUAUUAAUAAGUGGGGCUUAUUCUCUCUCGUCUGGUGUCCCUUGCGUUUCAGCUUGCGCAGCCAUUUUUUAUCGGCUCACCCCCAGGUGUAAAGAAGGACAGACAGAGGGAGAGCAACUUUAAAAGCCUGGUAAUCUGUUACGCCAAAUGCAUGUGAUUUCUCACCUGCUCCCAAUUGCCACAUGUUCCCUCACUGAUAUUUCUGCUUUCCUUUUCACUGGACGGCAACAUGGACUCCAUGACAGGUGGAGAGAUGGCGGAGCAGCCGGUGCCAUGUGCAAUGAUGAGUAUACAGCAGAGAGGAGGACAAGCUCAUGGAUUUAUUAUUUUUUUCAUUUUAUGGCCUUUAAAAAUGUUUUUUUU